AUGUUGGGUCAAGAGAGAUCGAGAAUAAUUGCUCAGCAUCCUAUCGAAAAUGGUCUGAACGGCUUUCGUGCCACGUUUACCUUAAUCUGCUACGGCGAAGACCUAAGCUCACUAGAUGAGGUCGUAGAUCAGCUCAAGCGGGAGGAUGUGCAAGAUCUCGCUUCCAGCCUCCUAGCCGCCCUUCAGAUCCUUCCUGCCGCUCGUCUCCUGCCCUCCAAUUCGGGAGGGAUCAUUCGGAGUGACCUGCUUCGACUCAUUUCUGCCGUCGCCUCUAAUGAUUUCGACCUUGAACGACUCAAACCACUUCUUAAAGCAUCCCUCGUGGAUGCAUCGACGGACGAACGUAUAUGGAAUCUUGUGGAUGUUGUCGCAGCGGAAUCUACGCCCCCUCCUCGAGCGACUGAGCUUGGGCCUCUGUACGUAGGGCUCCCGCAUUUCCACUCGAAAUUUUUUGGACCUGUCAGUGGCCUUCAAUCUGCAUCCGACGCUGUGUUCAAAAAAUGCACCGGAGGCAGAGAUGCUCUUUUCGCUGGUGGGUGGAAAGGAUGGCCAGAAGAUGCAAAUCAGGAGGAUGUCUUGACUUGGUUUGCGGAUCUGAGCGAAAAGCUGGGCAAGCUCUCAAACGACCACAAUCCAAAUGCGAUGCAUAUGCGAAGGCCACUAGCACAACCCAACAAGCCUAUUCAUGGCUCUACAGCAGAGCGCAAACUAGACAUUGGCUUCGUGAGCGACACGCACGCUGGCAAGGAUACCCGAUGUCAGUGGUCACAGAUCCUUGUACCUGGAGAGCUGAAAGCCAAUCCAUCUGCCGACACCGCUUCCAAAGCAUGGCUUGACUUGGGGAGGUACGCCAGGGAAAUCCUUGCAGCCCAAGAUACCCGUCGCUUUGUCCUCGGUUUUACUCUAUGUGGAUCCCUCAUGAGAAUAUGGGUCUUUGACCGCCUGGGAGGAGUCGCAUCCGAUCGGUUUGAUAUCAAUGAAGACGGUCUCCAGUUUGUGUCCACAACUCUUGGUUUUCUAUGGAUGAACCAGGCAGAAUGUGGAUUUGACCCUACGAUCACCAUCAAAGAUGGCCGGCGUUUCAUCGAGAUAGAGCAGAACGGCCAGACCGAGCGGCUCGUCCUCGAGAAAUUGAUGAAACGGGCACCCUGCAUCGCGGGUCGAGCAACAACAUGCUGGAAAGCGCACCGUGAGGAGGACCCUGGGAUUCCAUUUGUUGUCAAAGAUUCAUGGCAAUACACAGAACGCGACGAAGAAGGUACCCUUCUUCAAGAAGCCACGGAAAGAAAGGUGGUCAACGUUGCACGGUAUUAUCAUCAUGCGACGGUUUGUGUCCAUGGUAAGAUUGACGAUGCCCAGGAUAACGUCCGAGGUGGCUUGGACAUCAGGACCGCGAGCAAUUAUCGACCGAAGCGAUUGGCUCUCUCGAGUGGUACAGAUGUAGCUGAUGCGCCGCGAAGGGGUCGGAACAGCGGCAGGUCCGGUGUGAAACGCUCUUCUAGCCAAACAGGUGCCUCUCUGCCACCUAAUAAGCGAUCUUGUUCGGCAUCUUCUACCAAAGCAUCCAGCAACCCAUUGCCAAAUCGAGUCCAUCGGCGUGUCAUCCUGCGUGACUAUGGGGAACCGAUUUACAAGGCAAGCACUCGCCAGGCCCUGCUUGCCGCGUUAGAAGGCUGUAUUGCAGGGCAUCAGUCUUUGCUACAAGCAGGGAUCCUUCAUCGAGAUAUCUCAGUCAACAACCUCAUGAUAAACGAGGAUAAAGAGAACCCUUCAUGGCCAUCAUUCUUGAUUGACCUUGAUCUGGCGAUCAGAGAGAAGCGGGAUGGUGUUUCUGGAGCAGAUGGAAAGACUGGUACGAGGGCCUUUAUGGCAAUUGGCUCACUUCUGGGCGAGAAGCAUUCUUUCAUGCAUGAUCUUGAAUCAUUCUUCUGGGUGAUCUUUUGGAUAUGCAUCCAUUAUGAGGGGCCAGGUAAAGGACGAGUCGUUGCAAGGUUUGACAAGUGGAACUUUGUGGAUACGGACGAGUUGGCUGGCAUGAAGAAAGGCGAGAUAUCGGAUGAAGCGGACUUCGUAAGAUCCGCGAAUGAGUACUUCACAGAGUACUACCAGCCGCUGAUUCCAUGCAUCAAAAGACUUCGCAAGGUGGUCUUUCCUAAUGGAAGGAGAUGGACGAAGGAAGACCCAGGAUUGUAUGAUCGGAUGAAAGCUAUUCUACGGGGCGCACAAGAGGACGAAAAGCGUUGUAGAGCAUCAUUUUUGCACUGUGACGCCAUUUCAGAACAUGAAUCUGCUGAGAAAGGCCAUGAAUCGUGA
Molecule: messenger RNA, 2313 nt
Organism: Aspergillus melleus
Lineage: Eukaryota; Fungi; Ascomycota; Eurotiomycetes; Eurotiales; Aspergillaceae
Product: protein kinase family protein
Exons: 3
Coding region: 1-2313 (770 amino acids)
Biological process (GO): protein phosphorylation
Molecular function (GO): protein kinase activity
Source: RefSeq, a predicted model, not a curated record